UAGAAUAGGGACGGUGAACAAGGGAGCGUCACAGGAAUGUCUUCUCCGUCCCGCCCGAAAUCUCCGCACGGAGUUACACCAAAGAAAGAUGACAAGGAAGAAAGUUUUUGGGACAAAAUUGGAACUUUAGGAAGAAAAAAGAAGAUUAAAGAAGUGCAAGAAGUUCAAGAAGAAGGAAAAAAUGCCAUUGAUUCUCCAGGAAACCCUAUGGCUCCCUCCUUGCCACCUGAAGAAUAUGCCCUCGAAGAAAAUGAAGAAAGAUCAAUGGUGGAACCAAGGUCUAUGGAAGAUGUAAAAUUGAAAGCAUUAAUUGCUGUCCUUGUCGACUGGAUCAAUGAUGAACUUGCCGAACAUAGGAUGAUUGUUCAAAACGUUGAUGAAGAUCUAUAUGAUGGACAAGUACUCCAGAAACUUCUAGAAAAACUUACUGGACAAAAGCUAGAUGUACCUGAAGUAACUCAGUCAGAAGAGAAUCAGAAACAAAAACUAAGGACUGUACUUGCCUAUGCAAACAGAGUUCUAGGUCUAGCUCGGACUUCAACAGCACGUUGGAGCGUGGAAAGCAUCCAUUCAAAAACAUUAGUUUCUAUCCUUCAUCUUCUGGUAUCUUUGGCCCGCCAGUUUCGGGCACCCAUUCGCCUGCCGGAAAAUGUCGUCGUGAACGUGGUAGUUGUUACCAAAAAAGACGGAGUUCUUAGCCACCGCAUUGUCGCCGAAGAAAUUACAUCUACCUAUGAUGAUCUUGGUGUACGUUGUGAAAGAGAUGCCUUUGACACGUUAUUUGAUCACGCGCCUGAUAAACUUCAGGUUGUGAAAAAAUCUCUUGUGACUUUUGUAAACAAGCAACUCAAUAAGAUCCAUCUGGAAGUGACGGAUUUAGACACCCAAUUCCAUGAUGGCGUUUAUCUCACGCUGUUAAUGGGGAUGUUAGAAGGAUAUUUUGUGCCUCUUCACGAAUUUUUCCUUACGCCAAAAGAUUUUGAUCAAAAAGUUCACAACGUUGCCUUUGCAUUUGAGCUAAUGCAAGAUUCAGGUCUACCAAAGCCUAAAGCUCGUCCUGAAGAUAUAGUUAACCUUGAUCUGAAAUCAACCCUUCGUGUCCUCUAUAACCUCUUCACAAAAUAUAAACACGUUAAUUAGUCGUGACAUCUUUCUCUUAGAGAUCGUACAACUUCAAGUUGUACGAUUGCCACCACGUUGCCUAACACACAUGCUCCAAUAUUAUAAGCCUUGCUAACAAUUUUGCAUUUCAUUGAUGUCUUAAACGUAACAGGUAAAACAUUUUCCUACUUGUCGAGACUUUUAAAUUAAUUAUGCUUUAUCACUUUGUUAAUAAACAAACUCUACAAUUU
Molecule: messenger RNA, 1352 nt
Organism: Daphnia carinata
Lineage: Eukaryota; Metazoa; Arthropoda; Branchiopoda; Diplostraca; Daphniidae
Gene: parvin
Product: beta-parvin-like
Exons: 7
Coding region: 37-1140 (367 amino acids)
Biological process (GO): cell projection assembly; actin cytoskeleton organization; establishment or maintenance of cell polarity
Cellular component (GO): focal adhesion; actin cytoskeleton; cytoplasm
Molecular function (GO): actin binding
Source: RefSeq, a predicted model, not a curated record